CUCUCUACCCCGCCUCCGCCCGCCCGCCGCGACCAUGGUCUCCAAGUCCGACCAGCUCCUCAUCGUCGUGUCCAUCCUCGAAGGUCGUCAUUUUCCCAAACGUCCAAAGCAUACGCUUAUAGUAGAAGCAAAAUUUGAUGGAGAGCAGUUGGCUACUGAUCCUGUGGACCAUACUGACCAGCCAGAAUUUGCUACUGAGCUAGCCUGGGAAAUUGAUAGGAAAGUUCUUCAUCAGCACAGGUUACAGCGUACUCCAAUCAAACUCCAGUGCUUCGCCUUGAAUCCUUCAUCUUCAGCCAAAGAAGUCAUAGGUUACAUUGUUCUGGACUUAAGAACUGCUCAAGAAACAAAACAGGCACCAAAAUGGUACCAGUUGCUGAGUAAUAAAUACACCAAGUUCAAGUCUGAGAUACAGAUAAGCAUCACUUUGGAAACAGAUACAAAAGCACCGGUGGAUAGUUUUAAAGCAAAGGGGGCCCCCCCUCGAGAUGGAAAAGUGCUUGCUAGCCUCCCUGGACUUGACCCGAAGGACAUUGUAGCGGUGCUGAAUGAGGAGGGAGGUUACCACCAGAUUGGGCCAGCAGAGUAUUGUACUGACUCCUUCAUUAUGUCAGUGACCAUAGCCUUUGCCACCCAGUUGGAGCAGCUAAUUCCAUGUACCAUGAAACUUCCAGAAAGACAACCUGAAUUUUUCUUUUACUAUUCUUUACUGGGAAAUGAUGUCACAAAUGAACCCUUCAAUGAUUUGAUCAAUCCAAACUUUGAGCCAGAGAGAGCAUCUGUUCAUAUUCGCAGCAGUGUAGAAAUGCUUCGUGUUUACUUGGCUCUUCACUCUAAACUACAGAUCCAUCUCUGCUGUGGAGACCAGUCUCUGGGCAGUACAGAAAUACCUUUAAGUGGAUUGCUAAGAAAGGGCAGCACAGAAAUCAACCAGCGCCCUGUCACAAUUGAGGGUGCUUUUACCCUUGACCCACCAAAUCGAGCUAAACAAAAGCUUGCACCUAUUCCUCUGGAUCUGGCCCCAACUGUGGGAGUGUCUGUGGCCCUGCAGAGAGAAGGCAUCGAGUCCCAGUCUUUAAUUGAAUUAAAGACCCAGAAUGGACAUGAGCCUGAGCAUUCAAGCAAGAGAGUUUUAACCCCCGUAAAGGAGAGGACACUUGCUGGGCCAAAGUCACCAAGUGUGUCCCCUGCUCCAGCUCGCGACCAGACACCUCCAACCAAAGAUGAAGCGACGGAGAGUGAGGUGGAAAGCCUACAGUACGAUAAGGAACCAAAACCAAGUCCCAAGGGUAUUAGUUCUUCUCUACCUGCUUCAGUGGCCCAGCCAGUGGCUCCAUCCAAUGUUUCAGAAACAGCUUCACGACAGAAGAUUGCUGUUCCAGCAACAUCACAUCAUUUUUGCUUUUCCAUAGACUUGAGGAGUAUCCAUGGCUUGGAAAUUGGCUAUCCUGUCAACUGUAUAUUAAGGUACUCCUAUCCAUUCUUCGGAAGUGCAGCUCCUAUCAUGACUAACCCCCCUGUGGAAGUUCGGAAGAACAUGGAAGUUUUUCUCCCCCAGUCUUACUGUGCAUUUGAUUUUGCAACUGUGCCUCAUCAGCUGCAGGACACCUUCUUACGGAUUCCCCUGCUCGUUGAAUUGUGGCACAAGGAUAAAAUGAGUAAAGACUUACUCCUGGGUGUUGCAAGAAUCCAGCUUUCUAACAUCUUGUCUUCAGAAAAAACUCGAUUUUUAGGCUCAAAUGGUGAACAGUGCUGGCGCCAAACAUACAGUGAGAGUGUGCCUGUUAUAGCAGCACAGGGGGCAAAUAACAGGAUAGUAGACCUUUCUUACACAGUGAUUCUAGAAGAUUAUGGACUAGUAAAAAUGCGUGAGAUUUUUGUCUCUGAGUCUUCAUCUCAGGGUUUAUCUACUGUACAACAGAAGACACCUUCACUUCCUCCAGCACCUUGUCCCUCAGAGGUUCAGCUGGAGCCUCGCGAAACUUUGGAAUACAAAGCAGCCCUUGAGCUGGAGAUGUGGAAGGAGAUGCAAGAAGACAUUUUUGAAAAUCAGUUGAAGCAGAAAGAAUUGGCUCAUAUGCAAGCUCUUGCUGAGGAGUGGAAAAAAAGAGACCGAGAAAGAGAAUCGUUAGUGAAGAAAAAGGUGGCUGAAUAUAGCAUUCUAGAGGGAAAACUUCAAAAAACCCUAAUUGAAUUAGAGAAACGAGAGCAGCAGCUGGCCAGUGCAGAAUCCGAGGUUCAAAGGGAGAAAAGGGAACUGCAGUCUGAACGCGAGCGGAACCUACAAGAACUUCAGGACUCCAUCCGUAGAGCCAAAGAAGACUGUGUUCACCAAGUGGAGCUGGAGAGGUUGAAGACUCGGCAGAUGGAAGAGGAUAAACACCGGCUUCAGCAGCAGCUUAAUGAUGCUGAAAAUAAAUAUAAGCUUUUGGAAAAAGAGUUCCAACAAUUCAAGGAUCAACAAAACAACAAACCAGAAAUACGUCUCCAAUCUGAAAUAAAUCUUCUCACCUUGGAAAAGGUUGAACUUGAAAGAAAGUUGGAAUCUGCAACUAAGUCUAAACUCCAUUAUAAGCAGCAGUGGGGACGAGCUUUGAAAGAACUUGCCAGACUUAAACAGAGGGAGCAAGAGAGUCAAAUGGCUCGUCUUAAAAAGCAGCAAGAAGAAUUGGACCAGAUGCGACUGCGUUACCUCGCUGCAGAGGAAAAAGAUACAGUGAAAACUGAGCAACAGGAAUUGUUGGAUAUAAGAAAUGAGUUGAACAGGUUAAGGCAGCAAGAACAAAAGCAGAACCAGGCUUCCAGCGAGACUGCGAGUAGAAGAAUGGGAGGUCCACAGGGCUCUACUGAAGAGGAAGGUUUGGAUGAUUACCUGACUCGCCUAAUAGAAGAAAGGGACACUCUGAUGAGGACGGGUGUGUACAAUCAUGAGGACCGGAUCAUAAGUGAACUCGACCGACAGAUCAGAGAGGUUCUGACUAAAAACAGUGCCAGUAAUUAGUAACAUUUGGAAAGUCUCUUCAGAGACUCCAGGUCUAAAUUUUCAUUUCAUUUUAAUAUCGUCAAAAAUAGAGAAAAUAGAUAUUUUUAAAUGCUCCAUUCAGUUUUUAUAAGCUGGAUUUUAUAUAUUACUGUACAGUAUUUAUUUGAUUUCAUUUACUUUAUGCUACCUCUCCCAUGCCGGUUUUAUUUGUAAUUGCAUUUUAUAUACUCAUUUAAAAUGACUCUUCACAGUAUUUCUCAGUUUAAAUGGCUAGCUUUCAGAACAGCUUUUCAUUAAAUUUGUUCUAGGAGAAAUGGCCUCAGUCAUUUCCAGUUGUAGAGUUUAUGUUGAGCCGAAAGAAAAUAUGUUGCACUUUAAAGAUGCUGCGUCUUGUUCCAUUUGAUUGUAGGUAGCAUAAAAACUGAGGCCAGCUAGUCACGUAGCUAUUUUUUAAAAACUCCAUUUUAUGUGACCUGUCUUUUUCCUUGUAUUACUUUGAACGUGUAUUACUUGCAAAAGACAAGCUUGACAACAGCAGUGUCAGUGCAGGGAAGCCAUGUGACAGACUGGGGCGAAGUCAUCAUUUGUUUAAUGCAGUUCACAUAGUUUAGGCUUGUCUCAAGAGCUUUUCGAAUCGUCAGAUUUUCAGUGUACUCAAUAAUCCCUGUCAGUCUCCUGCUCAAGACGGCAAUAUUUGCUUUUGGAAUUUUUUUUCCCUUUUCCGGUACUAGAAAUAUCCUAGCUGUUAAGCCUUCUGUCAUAGAAUAUGGAAACAGACACAAAGGCUUUAGCAAAAAACAAAGAGAAGCAGAACUGGUGCUUUUUUGUUUUUGUUUUUGUUUUUCUUCCUGUAAUAUUAAUCAGUCUUUGCAAAGCACAUGAGCUUAUGUCCCUGGACCCCACAGCGCCGUGUCUGCGUGGAACUGCAGGGCUCCAGCCCCUCGUGCUCUUCAGAGCCACUGUUAGUUCUCAGCGCCACAUUGCACACUUUACACAGAAUUGAAAAGGCUUAUUGGUGAAUUCUCAGAUUAGGUUGGGUCUUCAAAAAUUCAGAUUUCCAAUUAUACAUUUAAGUCUGUACUUUAGGAAGUAUUAUUAGUAUCUACCAUUAACUUUAAUAAAAGCAGAAUAGAUUAUCUAGUAAUGCUAAAUUAAUUUUCUAUUACUUUCAACAAAGUAUAUUUAUUUGGGAAACUAAAGCCCUAUCCUAUUAUAUAUAUAAAUAUAUUUUUCCUUUAUUAACAAAGUUUAAUUUUCUAAAAACCUGACAAUAACAGAUAAAGUUACUGAAUGAGAGGAUAAUGAAUCAGCUAAUCAUAGCAGGAAUUUGAAAUAUGAAUUAUGGUUCGACAUUUUUCUCUCGUUGAUUUUAUGCUACAUGAAUCAAACAAAAGUGUUCUUUUUGUUGGACUGUGUGAUGCCUAUAAUGUUCCAAACACUAGAGGGGGCCUUAGAUUUAAAGAAACAGAAAGGACUUUUCUAGAAUGUUUGUGUGGUUUAUUUUUGCCUUCUGGAAAGCUAUCUCUGGCUAUUGUAAUUUAAAAAAUAAAAUCAUAAUUGUAUGCGUA
Molecule: messenger RNA, 4551 nt
Organism: Dipodomys spectabilis (banner-tailed kangaroo rat)
Lineage: Eukaryota; Metazoa; Chordata; Mammalia; Rodentia; Heteromyidae
Gene: Cep120
Product: centrosomal protein 120
Exons: 20
Coding region: 35-3001 (988 amino acids)
Biological process (GO): centrosome cycle; positive regulation of centriole elongation; interkinetic nuclear migration
Cellular component (GO): centriole; centrosome
Source: RefSeq, a predicted model, not a curated record